This is a messenger RNA of Nomia melanderi (Alkali bee), 1852 nucleotides long. RefSeq names its product V-type proton ATPase subunit Vha55 (gene Vha55). The record is from RefSeq and is a predicted model, not a curated record. NCBI's taxonomy places the organism in Eukaryota, Metazoa, Arthropoda, Insecta, Hymenoptera, Halictidae. Gene Ontology annotation, cellular component: proton-transporting V-type ATPase, V1 domain. Gene Ontology annotation, biological process: proton transmembrane transport; vacuolar acidification; ATP metabolic process. Gene Ontology annotation, molecular function: proton-transporting ATPase activity, rotational mechanism; ATP binding.
UUCUGGCAUUGUUUUCUAGAUAUUCAAUGGUUCAUUUGUAUUGCGAUAGAGCUUAUAAUAGAAUAGAUUUUAUUUGUAAUAAAUGUGCAACGAAUUACUUAGUUCGAGCCACGUGAUCGCACGUGCCCCUGCGUCUAUCUUUAUCAGUUACCUGCUAUUCACUUUAUCUACAAGGUUGUGGGAACGAUGGUUUUCUGAAUUGCGUUCGUUCCAUUAUAGAGUACACGUUUCCUCGAUAUAAGUCGAACAUUCGAAGUCAUCCCCCACUCUUGACGUUUCAGUCUGUCUUCUUUUAUCGAGACUCUAGUGGCAGUACCUUCUGCUGUUUGGCCGACGUAACAGACCAGAGAAAUCACUCGGCAAAAUGUAUUCGAAAACUAUUGGAGACCGUCAAGCUACUCAAGAACAUGUUUUGGCUGUUUCAAGAGACUUUAUUGCACAGCCUCGGCUCACAUACAAGACUGUGUCGGGUGUAAAUGGACCCUUGGUCAUAUUGGAUGAAGUUAAAUUUCCAAAGUUUGCUGAGAUCGUUCAGCUGAAGCUUGCCGAUGGAUCUGUGAGAUCCGGUCAAGUCUUAGAAGUGUCUGGAUCAAAGGCAGUGGUUCAAGUAUUCGAGGGCACUUCCGGCAUUGAUGCGAAAAACACUCUGUGUGAAUUCACUGGUGACAUUCUUCGGACACCAGUGUCUGAGGAUAUGUUAGGCCGUGUUUUCAAUGGAUCUGGAAAGCCAAUUGAUAAAGGUCCUCCAAUUCUUGCCGAAGAUUUCUUGGACAUUGAGGGUCAACCAAUCAAUCCCUGGUCACGUAUUUAUCCCGAAGAAAUGAUUCAGACCGGUAUUUCAGCCAUUGAUGUUAUGAAUUCUAUUGCUCGUGGUCAAAAGAUACCUAUCUUCUCGGCAGCUGGUUUGCCACACAAUGAGAUUGCUGCACAAAUCUGUCGUCAAGCUGGUCUUGUCAAGGUGCCUGGAAAAUCAGUCCUGGAUUCUCACGAAGACAACUUUGCUAUUGUAUUUGCUGCCAUGGGUGUUAACAUGGAAACCGCCCGUUUCUUCAAACAGGAUUUCGAAGAAAAUGGUUCUAUGGAAAAUGUGUGCCUGUUCUUGAACUUGGCCAAUGAUCCUACCAUUGAAAGAAUCAUUACUCCACGUCUGGCUUUGACUGCAGCUGAAUUCUUAGCUUACCAAUGUGAAAAACACGUUUUAGUCAUACUUACCGACAUGUCCUCUUACGCCGAAGCUCUUCGUGAAGUAUCGGCUGCUCGAGAGGAAGUGCCGGGACGUCGUGGUUUCCCCGGUUACAUGUACACCGAUUUAGCUACGAUAUACGAACGAGCAGGUCGAGUAGAAGGUCGUAAUGGUUCUAUUACUCAAAUUCCAAUCUUAACUAUGCCAAACGACGAUAUCACUCAUCCUAUCCCCGAUUUAACUGGAUACAUUACCGAGGGACAAAUCUACGUUGAUCGUCAGCUUCACAACAGACAAAUUUAUCCACCUGUUAACGUACUCCCAUCUCUGUCUCGUUUAAUGAAGUCUGCUAUUGGCGAGGGCAUGACCCGCAAGGAUCACUCAGAUGUGUCUAAUCAAUUGUACGCUUGUUACGCCAUUGGAAAAGAUGUGCAAGCUAUGAAAGCUGUUGUCGGUGAGGAAGCUUUGACACCCGAUGAUUUGUUAUACUUGGAAUUCCUUUCUAAAUUCGAGAAGAACUUCAUCUCUCAAGGUGGUUACGAAAAUCGUACCGUUUUCGAGUCUCUGGAUAUUGGCUGGCAACUGCUGCGUAUCUUCCCCAAGGAGAUGCUCAAGCGAAUCCCAGCCAGCACUCUCGCUGAAUUCUAUCCGAGAGAUUCUCGUCAUUAA